Anisakis simplex (herring worm) is the source of this 684-nucleotide messenger RNA. Lineage: Eukaryota; Metazoa; Nematoda; Chromadorea; Rhabditida; Anisakidae. The record is from the annotation of a GenBank genome assembly.
AUGAUCGUGGAGUCGGAAACUCGUGAAACGGCUUAUCGUUUCGUCUCCUAUACGGCCGUAGCAUUCUCGCUGAUCGCGAUACUUUCCGUGUUUGUCACGCUACCUAUGGUCAACAGCUAUGUGAAUUCAAUUCAUCAACGUGUACAGACCGAAAUGGAAUUCUGCAAGAUGUCAGCACAAGAUGUGAUGAUCGAAGUGAACCAAUAUCGAGCAACACCCAAAAAUACGGCUCUCCCAUCGUUUUUGCGACUGCCCGCUAACUCGACCACCAAUCUCCGCGCUAAACGUCAAGCUUCAUGUCAAGGAUGUUGCUUACCUGGACCACCUGGACCUGAUGGUCCACCAGGUAAAAAUGGAAGACCAGGUCGCCCAGGAGCACAAGGCCCACCAGGAUUUCCAGGACGACCACCAGCAGUAUGCGAACAAGUCACGGAACCACCAUGCACUCCUUGUCCACCUGGAGAACCCGGACCACAGGGACCUCAAGGAGAUCCCGGGAACGCUGGACCACCUGGUCCACCAGGAAGAAAUGGAAAUGACGGAAAUCCAGGACCUCAAGGACCACCCGGAGCUCCGGGUCCACGUGGUGAACCAGGACGUGACGGACCUCGUGGAGAGGCCGGAAGACCAGCGAUAUCAACGCCUGCUCUACCANGAACAAGUGAGCAUUAUUUACUUACUUGA